Messenger RNA from Hemiscyllium ocellatum (epaulette shark), 3972 nucleotides. Its product is annotated as adenylate cyclase type 2-like. The record is from RefSeq and is a predicted model, not a curated record. Bases 404 to 3679 code for a protein of 1091 amino acids. Gene Ontology annotation, biological process: adenylate cyclase-inhibiting G protein-coupled receptor signaling pathway; cAMP biosynthetic process; intracellular signal transduction. Gene Ontology annotation, molecular function: adenylate cyclase activity. Gene Ontology annotation, cellular component: plasma membrane. Lineage: Eukaryota; Metazoa; Chordata; Chondrichthyes; Orectolobiformes; Hemiscylliidae. The transcript is spliced from 26 exons.
GGGCAAAAGGACAGCUGCACAGCGAACAAAACUCCAAGGCAGCCGGGGAGUCCGCUGGCUCAGUCUGGAGAGCCGCUAUUAUUUUUGCAAAUAAAUAGAGGACUGAUUACAAAAGAAAAUAGGAACAAGAGAAUUUUCAUGAAGCCGUCCAUCCAUCGAAAACCACUUGCUAUUGAUGUUUGACAUCAGUUAUUAGAGGGGAAGUAGUUCUUUAGGAUGCUGCGCUUCGAUUGAGAUGAGUGCACCCUUUGCUAUGCACAUUGGUCUGGCUUACAGUCUGCUUCUAUUUCAUUGGAGCUCAACAUGUUGCUUCAGCAAUACAGUUUAAAUGUGCUCCCUCAGCUGCACCUUGCUGACUGUGUGCCAAUUAAUUGAGAGUUGAAAAGCAUUAUUGCUGAUUUCUAUGUGGCAAGACACAAUGAGGAGAAGGAGAUACUUGCUUAAUCGAACUGAUGAUGUACCUGUCAAACAAAAGUCAACCGACUGGCUAUAUGAGUCGUAUUACUGCAUGAGCCAGCAGCAUCCUUUGAUUGUUUUUUUGCUUUUGAUUGUGAUGGGAGCCUGUUUGUCACUACUGGCUGUCUUCUUUGCUUUAGGGCUGGACAUUGAAGACCAUGUGGCUUUCCUAAUAACUGUUACGACAGCCUUGGCUAUAUUCCUCACAAUUUUUAUUCUGGUCUGUGUGGAGUCUGUUUUCAGAAAACUAUUGCAUGUGUUCUCCCUAGUCGUUUGGGCAUGUCUGGUUGCUAUGGGUUACCUGUUCAUGUGCUUUGGUGGAAUAAUUUCUCCUUGGGACCAGGUAUCCUUCUUCUUAUUCAUUAUCUUUGUGGUUUACACCAUGCUACCUUUUCGUAUGCGGGAUGCUGUUGUUGCCAGUGUGCUGACAUCAUCCUCCCAUACUAUAGUGCUCAGCGUCUGUCUAUCAACCACAUCUGUCAUUAAGGACCACUUGGUUUGGCAGAUCAUGGCGAAUGUCAUCAUUUUCAUCUGUGGAAAUCUGGCAGGAGCCUAUCACAAGCAUUUGAUGGAACUUGCCCUGCAGCAGACAUAUCAAGACACAUGCAAUUGCAUUAAGUCACGUAUCAAGCUUGAAUUUGAAAAGCGCCAACAGGAACGUCUAUUAUUGUCGUUGCUUCCUGCACAUAUUGCCAUGGAGAUGAAGGCUGAAAUCAUUCAGCGAUUACAAGGACCAAAAUCUGGUCACUGCCAGCUAGAAAAUACAAAUAACUUUCACAAUUUGUAUGUGAAGAGGCACACAAAUGUGAGCAUUUUGUACGCUGACAUUGUGGGGUUUACACGCCUGGCGAGUGAAUGUUCACCUGGAGAGCUUGUGCACACACUCAAUGAGUUAUUUGGCAAAUUUGAUCAAAUUGCAAAGGAAAAUGAUUGUAUGAGGAUCAAGAUUUUAGGGGACUGCUACUACUGUGUUUCUGGUUUACCAAUAUCUCUACCCAACCAUGCCAAAAACUGUGUUAAAAUGGGGUUGGACAUGUGUGAAGCCAUCAAGAAGGUAAGGGAUGCCACAGGAGUUGAUAUUAACAUGCGUGUAGGAGUACAUUCUGGGAACGUUCUUUGUGGAGUCAUUGGAUUACAGAAAUGGCAGUAUGAUGUCUGGUCACAUGAUGUUACUCUUGCAAAUCACAUGGAAGCUGGAGGUGUUCCAGGCCGUGUUCAUAUCACUUCUGUCACACUGGAGCAUUUAAAUGGAGCUUAUAAAGUGGAGGAUGGUAAUGGCCAUAUCAGAGACCCCUAUCUAAAGGAGCACAACAUCAGGACAUACUUAGUAAUUAACCCAAAGGUGGAGAGACGUAGCCCCCAACAACAUUUCAGACAUAGACAUACUGCAGAUGGAGCCAAAAUGAGAGCUUCUGUUCGUAUGACCAGAUACCUGGAGUCCUGGGGAGCAGCCAAACCCUUCGCACAUUUACACCAUCGAGACAGUAUGACAACUGAAAAUGGAAAAAUCAACACAGUUGAUGUACCCAUGGUUCAGUACCAUUUCCAUCGACGCACAGAAAGAACAAAGUCACAGAAAAGGAGAUUCGAGGAGGAACUAAAUGAGAGAAUGAUUAGAGCUAUUGAUGGAAUUAAUUCACAAAAACAGUGGCUAAAAUCUGAUGACAUUAAAAGAAUUUCCCUUUUCUUUCACAAUCAAGAAUUAGAGAAAGAGUAUCGAGCAACUGCACUUCCAGCCUUCAAGUACUAUGUUACCUGUGCUUGCCUCAUAUUUUGCUGUAUCUUCAUUGUUCAGAUUCUGGUGUUGCCAAAAAAUUCUAUUCUUGGGAUUUCAUUUGGAACUGCUUUCAUUACACUUGUCUUCAUUCUCUUCACCUGUUUUGCAGGACAGCUUGUGCAAUGUAGCAAGAAGGCUUCAGCAUCCUUGGUGUGGAUUUUAAAAUCUUCUGAGAUAAUUGCGAAUAGACCUUUGCCACGGCUUACACUCACAAUGACAACCACCACAGUUAUAUUAGUUAUGGCCAUAUUUAACAUGUUCUUCCUGAAGAAUUCAGUGGUACCUUCUAUCAAUAGUACGAAUACAAGUUAUCACUUUACAAAUGGGAAGGCUUUGUGGUUUGUGCAUAAUGAUUAUUUCUUCUUGCCAUAUUUUCUAUACAGCUGUAUUUUGGGAUUGAUGUCAUGUUCUGUGUUCCUGCGUGUCAACUAUGAGCUGAAGAUGGUGAUGAUGCUGAUUGCUGUGAUAGUUUAUAAUGUAAUUCUUCUGCAAACCCAUUCCUCGCUCUUUGAUGAUUAUAGCAAAAUGCUGUACGCAACUGUCAAGAUGGAGAGACCCGGUGUGCUAAAAGAUCUGAAGACAAUGGGUGUAAUUUCUCUUUUUAUCUUCUUCAUCACACUUCUUGUCUUGGCCAGACAGAAUGAAUAUUACUGUAGGUUAGAUUUCCUGUGGAAGAAUAAAUUCAAAAGAGAAUGCGAGGAGAUAGAAACUAUGGAAAACCUCAAUAGAGUAUUGCUGGAAAAUGUGCUUCCUGCUCACGUGGCUGAACAUUUCUUGGCUCAAAACUGGAAAAAUGAAGAUCUUUACCAUCAAUCAUACGACUGUGUCUGUGUCAUGUUUGCAUCCAUCCCAGAUUUCAAAGAAUUCUAUACCGAGUCAGAUGUAAAUAAAGAAGGCUUAGAAUGUCUACGUUUGCUGAAUGAAAUUAUUGCUGACUUUGAUGAUCUAUUGUCCAAACCUAAAUUUAGUGGGGUAGAAAAGAUCAAAACUAUCGGGAGCACGUAUAUGGCAGCAACCGGGUUAAGUGCUGCCACAGUUCAAGAGUUCAGCCAGGAAGCAGACAGACAGUACACACACAUUGGAACCAUGUUGGAAUUUGCAUUCGCACUUAUGAUAAAACUUGAUGUGAUCAACAAGCAUUCUUUCAAUGACUUUAAGCUGCGUAUUGGUAUUAACCACGGUCCUGUUAUUGCUGGAGUAAUUGGAGCUCAGAAACCACAGUAUGACAUCUGGGGUAAUAGUGUUAAUGUGGCAAGCCGAAUGGACAGCACAGGAGUUCUUGGCAAAAUACAGAUAACAGAAGAAACCAGUAACAUCUUACAAACACUUGGCUACAACUGUACAUGCAGAGGAAUAAUAAAUGUCAAAGGGAAAGGAGAGCUGAAAACAUACUUUGUUAAUACAGAAAUGACACGAUCGUUAUCACAAGGAAAUCUGAUGACCUGAUGAACAGAAGAUCCAACAUCAAAGAUUACACAUUCAGCAGCAAAGUGUGAUAUGCCUCUGAAAGAGUAUUCUAAAUACAUAACUUGUACAUAGUUUGAUUCCAUCCUUAGCUGCACAUACAUUGCCUAUGUUUUGGAUAUGUAGAGCUACUUGCAUCUAAACUCUUAGGCUUAGCAACUCUCACAUGAGCUGUGGAUGCUCUAUUUGCUACAAUUGAGCAAACUACAACAAUCACGAGGACCAGUUUUUACAAAUGUGUUACACAUUUAAAGUCACAUUGUUUUGUAAUAACU